This is a messenger RNA of Volvox carteri f. nagariensis, 984 nucleotides long. It is a transcript of the gene mapkk1, whose product is annotated as mitogen-activated protein kinase. Gene Ontology annotation, molecular function: MAP kinase kinase activity; ATP binding. Gene Ontology annotation, biological process: MAPK cascade; protein phosphorylation. Lineage: Eukaryota; Viridiplantae; Chlorophyta; Chlorophyceae; Chlamydomonadales; Volvocaceae. The transcript has 10 exons. The coding region runs from base 1 to 984 and encodes 327 amino acids. The record is from RefSeq and is a predicted model, not a curated record.
AUGCCACCGAAACUUGCGUUGGCCAUCAAUGUGGAGCCCGAGCCGGAGAGCAUUCGAAUAAGCGAUGACUCGCUCACGGUGCUGACGCAGUCACACAACCCCGUGUCGUUCACGGCGGAGGGAAUGCGUCUGAAGAAUGAAGGCGUGUUCUAUAAGGCAAGGAUUUCAGAAAAGGACAUCCGCAUCAUUAAGAAGCUGGGCCAGGGAGCAAGCAGCAUUGUGUACAAGGGUUUCUUAGUACGGGAAAACAAGUUCGUGGCGGUGAAGAAGAUUAAUGUGUUUGAACGGGAGACGCGGCACCAGAUGAUCAACGACCUGAAGGCGCUGUGUGACGCCCCCAGCAACGUGCCGGGGCUGGUGUCCUUCUACGGGGCGUACCACGUGCCGGAGAGCGGCCAGAUCUCCAUAGUGCUCGAGUAUGUGGACGGGGGGUCGCUGGCGGAUGUGCUGGCGAAGGUUGGCCGCAUCCCCGAGAACGUGCUGUCCAAGAUGACCUCCAAGAUCCUGAGGGCCCUGGCCUACCUGCACAAGGAGAAGCACCUGACCUCCGCCUCCGACCCCUCCGUGAGCCUGAAGGACUUCAUGCAGUGCGUCUUCAAUCCGCACGACAAGCUGGACGAGAUCGCCAUCGUGUUCGCCCACAACUACUACGCGCUCCUGAACGCCGGGGUGGUUCGGCUGCGGGACCUGGCGCCGCUGUACUCCGCCGAGUCGACGCUGCGCUACGACGGCGACUCUACGGUGGGUUGCGACGCCAUUCUGGCCAAGCUGCAGUCGGUGGCGCACAUGCACGCGGGCUGGAAGGUGACCCACGAGGUGGUCGACGUGCAGUGCCAGCCGCUCGGAUUUUACGGCAGCGCGUUGGUGAACGUGGCGGGGCGGUUAGAGUCCCCCGCCGCCGCCAACAAGCCGCAGCCCUUCACGGAGGUCUUCGUGCUGAGCCAGAUGCAGUCUUCAAAGCCAAGAAGGGGGUUCACCGGUUAG